Molecule: messenger RNA, 2697 nt
Organism: Anoplopoma fimbria (sablefish)
Lineage: Eukaryota; Metazoa; Chordata; Actinopteri; Perciformes; Anoplopomatidae
Gene: hpse2
Product: heparanase 2
Exons: 12
Coding region: 1-1767 (588 amino acids)
Cellular component (GO): extracellular matrix; membrane
Molecular function (GO): hydrolase activity, acting on glycosyl bonds
Source: RefSeq, a predicted model, not a curated record
AUGCCCAAAUCCUCAUCGUGCGUAUUCCCAAGGUCCCUCCUGUGGCUGGCAUCUUUGGCAACUUUGGUGGUGCAGUCGGUGCUCUCUUCUUCUUCCUCCUCUUCUUCUUCCUCCUCUACAUAUCAGAGAUCUGCAGCCGGUGGGAAGCGGCCGGGCUUUAUGGAGAGGACGCUGAUUCUCCUGGAUGUCAACACCCGCAGUCCGACCAGAGUCCUCAACGACAACUUCCUCUCUUUGCAGCUGGACCCCUCGAUCAUCAAAGACGGCUGGCUGGAUUUUCUGAGCUCCAAGCGGCUCGUGACCCUGGCGCGCGGCCUGUCUCCUGCCUUUUUGCGUUUUGGAGGAAAGCGAACGGACUUCCUGCAGUUCAACAACCAGAAAAACCUCGCCAAGUUCAGAGGGCCGGGGCCGGACUACUACCUGAAGAACUACGAAGACGAUAUAGUGCGCAGUGACAUUGCAUUGGACGAGCAGAAGGGCUGCAAACUGGCCAACCAUCCCGACAUAAUGCUGGAGCUGCAGAGGGAGAAAGCCGCCACCACACAGCUCGUCCUGCUGAAAGAGCAGCUGUCCAACAUCUAUAGCAACAUUACGAUAACAGCCAGGUCUUUAGACAAACUGUACAAUUUUGCCGACUGUGCUGGUCUGCACCUAAUCCUGGGGCUCAACGCGCUGCACAGGAACCCAGACAACUCCUGGAACACCUCCUCCACCCUGAGCCUCCUCAAGUAUGGCGCUGGCAAGAAAUACAACAUCUCCUGGGAGCUGGGCAACGAGCCUAAUGCCUACCGCAGCAUGGUGGGUCGUGCGGUUAACAGCACUCAGUUGGCCCAGGACUACAUCAAGCUGCGGACCCUGCUGCAGUCUGUACGCUACUACCACCGAGCUCACCUCUACGGCCCCAAUGCAGGACGACCCCGCAAGAACGCCAUCCAGCUGCUGGACGGGUUUAUGAAGAGUGCUGGCUCUGCUGUAGAUGCAGUUACGUGGCAACAUUAUUACAUGGAUGGCAGAGUGAACAAAGUGGAGGACUUCCUAAAAACGCGUCUGUUGGACACACUGACAGAGCAGAUCACUAAAGUCACCAAGGUUGUGAACACACAUACUCCCGGUAAGAAGGUGUGGCUGGGUGGACUGGGGCCGGCGUGGGCAGGAGGCAUCAGCAAUCUCUCUGACACAUACGCUGCUGGCUUUCUGUGGGUGAACGCGUUGGGUAUGGCUGCUGUGCAGGGGAUUGAUGUUGUCUUGCGUCACUCCUUCUUUGACUACGGAUACACGCACCUUGUGGACCAGAACUUUAACCCUUUACCUGAUUACUGGUUCUCUCUGGUCUUCAAGCGUCUGGUUGGUCCAAGGGUUUUGGCCGUGCGAGUGGCUGGACUGCAGAGGAAGCCGCAGCCAGGACGAGUCAUACGAGACAAGCUACGUAUCUACGCCCACUGUACCAGCUACUAUAAUCAUAACUAUGUGAGAGGGUCCAUAACAAUCUACAUCAUCAACCUGCAUCGGUCGCGAAAGAAAAUCAAGUUGGCGGGGACGUUACGGAACAAUACCGUCCAUCAGUACCUGCUGCAACCCUACGGCACCGACGGACUCAGAGCCAAAUAUGUCCAGCUGAACGGGGAGAAGCUGCUCAUGGUGGACAAUGAGACAUUCCCAGAGUUCAAGCCUAAGACAUUGAGGGCUGGACGGACGAUAGCCAUGCCUCCCAUGACCAUAGGCUUUUAUGUCAUCAAAAACAUUAACGCAUACGCCUGCAGAAGAUAGCACUGACCCACAAACCAUUCCCCAGGUUGAUCCAAAGUCAAAAACUGUGUGCCUCUUUAUGCUUUUCUUCCUCUCUGGGAAAACACAGGGAGGUCAGAAUACCACUUUGUUAGGGUUUUUGUGUUUUACUCAAGGACACGUCAAUAGAGUGUACAAUUGGCUUGAUUACAGUACAGUCUGCUAUUUUUUCAAUGGUAAUAUUUAAAUGACAAAUAAACCCAGACCUUUCCUUGUUGUCUUCUCUGCUCUGACAAAGAAAGACUUGCCCAAGAGUCACAUAAAGAGGGCUGCACUGAACACUUUUCAAAUCUUUUCACCAGCAACUCCUAUAAGGGUACCAAACUUAUGGAUAGUGAUUGUUUUGUUACUUUGUAUAGAGUUCUGCAAUAUCAUAAAAGUCCACAUUCUUUGACUUGAUAAAGCUAUAUUUUCUAAUCUUGUAUUGUAAAACCUGAAGUUUGUUAUCUCUGUGUCUGCCAAGAGUUUUAUUUUCCACUAAUCUUUCACUGACCAACUGAGAGAAAACUCAUAAAAGCAUACACACGUCAACUUCAGUUUGAUUUGAUAAUUUCCACAAAGAGAAAAUGCCAUGGUGUGUGUGUAAGGUCAUGCCUUGACAAGCUAAGUGCUAUGUGUGAAUGUGUGUGCAUGUGUUUUUUUGAUAAAGCUACUGAUGUCUUUCCAGUCUGUUUUGCCUCUGAAAUUAUACUGUUCUUUCCUUUACAUAUCAAGUGGCAGAAAGGGAAAAUCUGUUUCUUUUAAAGGGCGUUUUUGUAUGUUUUCGGUAUCAUUGCUUUUCUGCUGCAGGUUUCUAGUGUUGUGUGGCAGCGAUGCAUAGCUGAAGAACAGUGUGAACCCAUUCACAACAUCUGUCCUCACAUGCAGCCUACAUCCAGACAAAAUCUCGGUUUUGCUUCAAAAAUAUCAACU